AUGCGCUGCACCUUAUAUACCGACGACACGCCUGUGGAGAGCGGGGUCACGCGCGGCAGUCGUCAUGGCGACGGCGCCGCCGAGAUACCCGAGUUGGGUAUCUGGUGGGGAGCCGAGGCAGAGGAGAGGAGACGAGACGACCGGGCCGGCGCUGCACAGGACGCCCGAGUUGAGAUCGAGGUUGACAGUGAUCCGAGUGGCAGUGAUGACGAGGGCGCCAAGAAGAAACCCAACAGGAGGCAGGGAGCUGGAAGAGGAGGCGCAAAAGGCCGAGGCCGGGGGAGAAAACCACCCAGUGACGGCGAAGACGAAGACGAAGACGAGGAGGACGAAGCUCCCAGGGGACGAAGGGGGGCAAACAACAAGCAGAAGCCGCCCGCCAAGAAACGCGGGGGGCGCAAUCAGGACGAGGACGAGGACGAGGGUCCCAAGAGGAAGAGGAAGGGAGCCGCCAAUCGGAAGAGAGGAGGCAAAGCUCAGGACAGCGACGAGGAGGAGAGCGAUGCGGGGAAGGGGAGGAAGGGAAAGAAGGGAGGGGGGAGGAAAGGAGGGAAACAGGCGGAGGACGGUAAGGGAAAGAAGGGGGACGCCAAAGGGAAGGACGCCAAAGAGAAGGACGACGACAAGGACAAGAAGAAGAAGAAGAAAAAGGACGACAGCUCAUCCAACUCCAACUCCAACUCCGACGAGGAGGACUCCAUGUCGGAGGGCGAGAUGGCCCGGCUGAUGGAGGAGGUGGAGGAGAAGAAGAAGCUGAUCACCACCAUCAGGAACCAGCCGUGGAGGAUGCAGCGGAGGCUCCUCAACCUGAAGGAGGCUCAGGAGUUUGUGGAUAAGUUCGAGGGCGCUUUGGGCAAAGGGAAAGGCAGGAAGUGGUUUGCCUACAAAGUGAUGAUGAAAAAGAAAUGGAUCAAGUUCCAGAGGGACUUUGAGAACUUCAGAACAGCCUGUAUCCCCUGGGAGAGGAAAAUCAAAGAAGUGGAGAGUCACUUUGGGUCAUCUGUGGCAUCUUACUUCAUCUUCCUGCGCUGGAUGUACGGCAUGAACCUGGUGCUUUUUGGUUUCACCUUUGGACUGGUGGUCAUCCCCGAGGUUCUGAUGGGCCUUCCCUACGGGUCCAUUGCCAGGAAGACGGUACCCAGAGCCCAGCAGGACACCGCUCAGGACUACUCUGUCCUCAUGGACUUCCAGGGCUACUGCAAAUACUCGGUCCUGUUCUACGGCUACUACAACAACCAGCGGACCAUCGGCCUGCUGAAGUUCCGGCUGCCUCUGUCCUACCUCAUGGUCGGGAUCGGCACCUUCGGCUACAGCCUGAUGGUCGUGAUCCGCACGAUGGCCAAGAACGCCGACGUCGGCGGCGGCGACGGAGACGAAGGCGAGUUCACGUUCGCCUGGAAGAUGUUCACCAGCUGGGAUUACCUCAUCGGCAACUCGGAGACCGCCGACAACAAAUUCGCCUCCAUCACCACCAGCUUCAAGGAGUCCAUCGUGGAUGAGCAGGAGAACCAGAAGGAUGAGAACAUCCACCUGCGCAGGUUCCUCAGGGUCAUGGCGAACUUCCUGAUCACCUGCAGCCUCGGCGGCAGCGGCUACCUCAUCUACUUCGUGGUGAAGAGGUCGCAGGAGUUCGCCGGCAGAACCGACCUCAGCUGGUACGAGAAGAACGAGCUGGAGCUCAUCAUGUCUCUGCUGGGCCUCGUGUGUCCUCCUCUGUUUGAGACCAUCGCUGAGAUGGAGGACUACCAUCCCCGCAUCGCCCUCAAGUGGCAGCUCGGCCGCAUCUUCGCCCUCUUCCUGGGAAACCUCUACACCUUCCUGUUCGCCCUGUUCGACGACGUCAACAACAAGCUGGAACAAGAGGACUCCAUUAAGAACGCCAGCCUGUGGGCCAUGAAGGAGUACUACGCCAACUACACCUUCAUGCUCAACGACACCGACUCCACCCCGCCCCCCAUGCCCCCCGCCGACAUCAUCAGAGGACCCUGCUGGGAGACCGCCGUCGGCAUUGAGUUUGUGAAGCUGACGGUGUCGGACAUCCAGGUGUCCUACCUGACCAUCCUGAUCGGGGACUUUGCCCGAGCGGUCAUCGUUCGGUUCCUCAACUACUGCUGGUGCUGGGACCUGGAGGCGGGAUUUCCGUCAUAUGGAGAGUUUGACAUCAGCGGUAACGUCCUUGGACUGGUUUUCAACCAAGGAAUGAUCUGGAUGGGUGCGUUCUACGCUCCCGGGCUGGUGGGCAUCAACGUGCUGCGCCUCCUCAGCUCCAUGUACUACCAGUGUUGGGCCGUCAUGGCAACCAACGUCCCGCACGAGAGAGUCUUCAAGGCCUCCAAGUCCAACAACUUCUACAUGGGGCUGCUCCUCCUCAUCCUCUUCCUCAGCCUGCUGCCCGUGGUCUACACCAUCAUGACGCUGCCGCCUUCGUUCGACUGCGGGCCCUUCAGUGGGAAGGUGAAGAUGUUCGACGUGAUCAUGGAGACGAUCGAUCUCGACCUGCCGGCCUUCUUGGGGACGAUUUUCGGCUACGCAGCAAAUCCAGGACUCAUCAUACCAGCUGUCCUCCUCAUGGUACUGGCCAUCUACUACCUGAACUCGGUGGCUGAGGCCUAUCAGAACGCCAACUUGGAGCUGAAGAAGAAGAUGCAGAUGACUCGGGAUGAAGAGAAGAACCGGAGGAACAACAUGGACAGCACCAACCAGGUGAUGAAGGACCUGGAGGACCUGCUGCCCAACCGGGCCUCCACGCCAGCCGCCCCCCCACCCAGGCCUGAGAAGAUGGCGGAGCUGGAGGCGAAGCCGACGAAGACGAAGCCCGGCUCGGCCGGUAAAGACGUGAACCUGCAGAAGGACGUGACGCUGGCGUCGCCCAACCCCAACGCCCGGGCGCCGGUGAGCCGGCCGCCGGGGCCCAGAGGAGCCGGACCGGGAGCGGGACCGGGACCGGGCCCGGGGCGCGGCCGUGGGAGGGGGGGGGGCCCUCCUCCGAGAUAA
Pseudoliparis swirei is the source of this 2994-nucleotide messenger RNA. RefSeq names its product transmembrane channel-like 2a (gene tmc2a). NCBI's taxonomy places the organism in Eukaryota, Metazoa, Chordata, Actinopteri, Perciformes, Liparidae. The transcript is spliced from 20 exons. Gene Ontology annotation, cellular component: plasma membrane. The record is from RefSeq and is a predicted model, not a curated record. Gene Ontology annotation, biological process: vestibular reflex; detection of mechanical stimulus involved in sensory perception of sound. Gene Ontology annotation, molecular function: mechanosensitive monoatomic ion channel activity. Bases 1 to 2994 code for a protein of 997 amino acids.